Molecule: messenger RNA, 2493 nt
Organism: Falco peregrinus (peregrine falcon)
Lineage: Eukaryota; Metazoa; Chordata; Aves; Falconiformes; Falconidae
Gene: E2F1
Product: E2F transcription factor 1
Exons: 7
Coding region: 206-1435 (409 amino acids)
Biological process (GO): regulation of transcription by RNA polymerase II; G1/S transition of mitotic cell cycle
Cellular component (GO): Rb-E2F complex
Molecular function (GO): RNA polymerase II cis-regulatory region sequence-specific DNA binding; DNA-binding transcription factor activity, RNA polymerase II-specific; protein dimerization activity
Source: RefSeq, a predicted model, not a curated record
AUGGGCGGGUGGCGGGGAGGCUCGCGCCGCUUUCGCGGCAAAAAGGAUUUGGCGCGCAAAGGCGCGGCGGGGCUGGCGCGCCGAACAAUACGGCGGCGGGCGCGGAACCCAGCGGAGCGGAGCGGCCCCCGCACCCGGCAUGGGCCGCGCUCCUGCCCGCGCCCUGCCCGGCGCACCGCCCGCCGCCCCGGCGGCCAUGUGAGCCAUGGCGGCGGCGGCGGGCGGUGCGGCGGGGCUGGCGGCGCUGCUGGGCAGCGCCUCUCCGCACCUCCUUAUCGUCUCCGCCGCUGAAGAGCCCGCGGGGGGAGGCAACAACGACGCUGACCUCCUGCUCUUCGCCACGCCGCAGCCCGCCCGGCCCGGUGCCGCGCCGAGACGGCCUACGCUGGGCCGCCCGCCGGUGAAGAGGAAGCUGAAUUUGGAGACGGAUCACCAGUACAUAGCAGAGAGCCUGCCAGUGGGCCGGGGCAAGGCCAGGAACCCUGCUAAAGGGGUAAAGUCUCCUGGGGAGAAGUCUCGCUACGAAACCUCACUGAACCUUACCACCAAGCGCUUCCUGGAGCUGUUGAGCCAGUCGCCUGAUGGUGUGGUGGACCUCAACUGGGCAGCCGAGGUCCUGAAAGUGCAGAAGAGGCGCAUCUACGACAUCACCAACGUCUUGGAGGGCAUCCAGCUCAUCACCAAGAAGUCCAAGAACAACAUCCAGUGGCUGGGUAGCCAGGCCACUGUGGGGGCCCCUGGCCGGCACCGGCUGCUGGAGAAGGAGCUGCGGGAGCUGCAGGCGGCCGAGCGGCAGCUGGAUGACCUCAUCCAGACGUGCACAGUGCAGCUGCGCCUGCUUACUGAGGACCCUGCCAACCAGCACGCAGCCUAUGUGACCUGCCAGGAUCUCCGCAGCAUUGUGGACCCCUCGGAGCAGAUGGUGAUGGUUAUCAAAGCCCCCCCGGAGACUCAGCUGCAGGUCUCCGACCCGACGGAGGCUUUCCAGGUGUCUGUGCGAAGCACUCAGGGCCCCAUCGAUGUCUUCCUCUGCCCUGAGGACAGCUCGGGGGUCUGUAGCCCUGUCAAGAGCCCCUUCAAAGCCCCUGCAGAGGAGUCGUCUCCCAGCCAUUCACAGCCCAGAGCCUCCCCGCUCCUGCAUUCCGCCCAGGACGUGAACAUGCCGCUGCUGCCUGGAGAGCAAGAAACACUGCUGCCGGGGACGAGCACACUGCCCAGCAAGUGCCCAGCAGAGGAGGUGAGCCUUUCACCGCUGGCCUCCAUGGACGCCCUCCUGGAGCAGAGCAGGGAGGAUUUUUCAGGUUUUCUGGCGGACGAGUUCAUCAACCUGUCACCGCCACAGGCACAGGACUACCACUUUGGCCUGGAGGAGGGUGAGGGCAUCAGUGAGCUUUUUGACUGCGACUUUGGGGACUUCACGCCCUUGGACUUCUGAGGCUCUGCCUGGGUGCUCGCAGGGGAGCUGCCAGGCGGGAGUGGGGGCACCCCUGGGCUCCUGCCCUCGCGGGCAGGGCAGGCAGCCCCUCCUGCUGCACCACCCGCAGCUCUUCUCCCCAUCCCUUUUUGCAAUAUUUUCUUCUUACCCCUCCAGCCCCCCCAGCCCGGGUGGGGGACGGCAGCAUCCCCAGCUCCAGCCUCACAAAGGGGAUGCUAAGGUGGUGGUCCUAUCUCAAGGGACCCCCCGCAGGGCCUUGAUCGGGGAGGGGGCUGCCCAGGUUAGAGCCGCUCCCCCCCAGGUGCCCGUUACAGAGCUUUAAGCAGUCCUGUGUAUAGAUGUGGUUAAUUUAUUAUUGUCCCCUGGGGACAGCGUUUAAUUUCCAUGGGUGUUUUUUUGGGGGGGGUGGGCCAUGCAGCAGAGUGGGAGUGCCAAGAGGUUUUGUUGUGUUGGGAAGGGGGUGGUGGAGUUGCAGGGGGGGUGCUGGGUAAGGGCUGUCAACCUCUGUGUGGGGGGCUGCCCGCAGCCCAGCUGAGCGUUGGGUAUUUAUUUAUUAUUUAUGGCAUGUGGGAGCUCUCCUGGGACACAGGGGGGGCAGGAUGGAGUUGGGGGACGAUGCUGGUGGGGCGGGACAUAAAGGGUCCCACCAGGGGCUCACCAGCACGUCCUGGCUUUGCUGGUGGCCACAAUGGGGCUGCCAGGGAGGCCACUGUGGUGGCAGGUAGCUGCGGGAGCGGGGCUGGGGCUGCUGGCCCCGGUACCGUGUGUGUGCGUGCCCCCGCCGGGGGGUGCAGAGGUGGCCGGGGUGGGGGGGAUGCAUUUCUGCAGGCAAGGUCCCAGUGCUGUCUCCAGGCUUUUAUUCCCCUCCCCAUGCAGCCAUUCAGCCUUUCAGCUUUGUCUCCCCCUCUCUGGCCCACUGAGGCUGGGGGGGGGGGGGGGGGGGGGGGCUCCCAGGGCUCCCUGGGGCCAGGCUGGAGACGCACUUUCACUUUUACUGCCUUUUAACAAGCUUGUGUUCCUCUGAGCUUCGUGUUUAAUAAAGGUUUCUACUGACUCUG